Funneliformis mosseae is the source of this 384-nucleotide messenger RNA. NCBI's taxonomy places the organism in Eukaryota, Fungi, Glomeromycota, Glomeromycetes, Glomerales, Glomeraceae. The record is from the annotation of a GenBank genome assembly.
AUGUCUCAACAAAAACAAAGUGGGGUUACGACCACAAAGGAAAGUUCCAUAAUAACGAUGACAGCAAACAAGAUAUUUGAGAAUUUAAUCGAGAACAUCGUAUUGUUUUUUAUGGCGGUGUUCGUUUCACUUUGCGGGUUGAACGGUCUCUCUUCCUCCAACAGCUCAAACUCUAAAGUGGACGGUAGAACUCCUUCCGGAACGUCUUCGGGAAUGCAAAUCCAUCAUUUGAUUUUCCUUCCCCAACAACGCAAAUCUCUCUUUUAUAACAUCGUUAAAAAUCAUUCGUCAAAGCAAGAUCCCAGCCAAUCACUUGGUAUAAGUAACCGUAAACAACAAACACAUCAUAAGCAUCACAGAAAAGUCUCUUCUAUCAACUACUAA